Messenger RNA from Aedes albopictus (Asian tiger mosquito), 966 nucleotides. RefSeq lists its product as uncharacterized. The transcript has 3 exons. The record is from RefSeq and is a predicted model, not a curated record. The coding region runs from base 503 to 901 and encodes 132 amino acids. NCBI's taxonomy places the organism in Eukaryota, Metazoa, Arthropoda, Insecta, Diptera, Culicidae.
UCAGAAAAAUAAAUUCAUUAAAUUUAAAGUUUUUGAUAAUCGUGAAAAAGUAGAAGAAAAAACCCGAAAAUGAUUAAUCAGGAAUGAUUAUAAAACAAAAUUGGCGUAAGAUUUGCACAGAUUGAUCGCUAAUGCUCUGAGAUGCUCACCUUUGUUGCAACACUUUGAUUCACGAUCUGUUCAACAUUACAAAUAAAAUCCUUAUCUAACAGGGUGACAACUUUUACUCUCAUUUGAACGGAAAAAAGGUGUACCCGGUAUUGUGGAAGUAACAAGUCCCAGUCGAGGCCACUCGAAAUCAAAACAUCAUGGAAUGCGGUAAUACCUUUAAAACGGAACACGACGCCAUCUCAUUAGCACCAGUUAGUGUACUCGUUGGCAUGAUGUAAUAAUAUCUCAGCUCUACAAAAAAUGUAUCAUCUUCGGGGUGCCUUAUUUGGACGUGAUCCAUCGGAACGAUCAGCUGUAGAUUGGACGAUUUUUUCUUUUCGGAACGUUAGAAAUGAUUUUGCUUCUAGUAUUGAUCAGCGUUGUUGGUUCUGCGUUUGCACAUCCCGGGUCUCAUCUCGGGCAUCAUAACAAAUAUGUGACACUGGAUAACGUUAAGUACAGUUACGGAAUAUUUGCGCCCGUUGGAGUGACCGUCGGAGCUUACGUUUGGUUUAUCUCAGCACUGGGACUGAUACUGGGUGCUCUGGUGUUGCUGUAUUUCAGCAAAGGCUGGAGAAGUGGAUCGUACUACAGCGGAAUCUUUGGCCGGCGAUCAUUGGAAUACCAAAGAACGUUUGGAGAAAACAGUAUAUUCGAUGACCUGAAUCCACAGAGAGACACUAGAAGCCACCAACUGUUCUGGAAGGAUCGGAUACGUGAUAUAGCCAAAUUGUUCAAAGAAAAUUAUUAGAAUAGGUUUGAAACGGGCUCGAAAAUAUUUAUUAAAAACAUAUUAAGAAAAAUGUGGUUAUUGUG